Oncorhynchus nerka (sockeye salmon) is the source of this 3022-nucleotide messenger RNA. RefSeq names its product NLR family CARD domain-containing protein 3-like. The transcript has 6 exons. Gene Ontology annotation, biological process: intracellular signal transduction. The record is from RefSeq and is a predicted model, not a curated record. Gene Ontology annotation, molecular function: protein binding. The coding region runs from base 1 to 2952 and encodes 983 amino acids. NCBI's taxonomy places the organism in Eukaryota, Metazoa, Chordata, Actinopteri, Salmoniformes, Salmonidae.
AUGACAUUUGUAAAGAACGAGCUGAAGAUGUUCAAGAGGAUUCUUAGUCCAGAACUCCCAGAAGGCUUUGAGAGUCAGAAGCAGGAUAAGGAAGUGGAUGCUGAAGAUGAGAAGCAGGAGAGCAGUGCCAGAGAGGGGGCUCUGAAGAUCACACUGCACGUCCUGAGGAAAAUGAACCAGAAGGAGCUUGCUGACACACUGGAGAAAAAUGAGCUUGCUGUGAUUUGCCAACGUGAACUCAAAUCUAAUCUAAAGAAGAAGUUUCAAUGUGUAUUUGAGGGGAUCGCUAAACAAGGAAACCCAACACUUCUCAAUAAGAUCUACACAGAGCUCUACAUCACAGAGGGUGGAACAGGAGAGGUCAAUAAUGAACAUGAGCUGAGACAGAUUGAGACAACAACCAGGACACAAGCAAGACCAGAGACUGCAAUCAAAUGUAAUGACAUCUUCAAACCCUUAACUGGACAAGACAAACCUAUCAGAACUGUGCUGACAAAGGGAGUCGCUGGCAUUGGAAAAACAGUCUCUGUACAGAAAUUCAUUCUGGACUGGGCUGAAGGAAAAGCAAAUCAGGAUGUUCAAUUUGUUUUUUCAUUCCCUUUUCGGGAGCUGAAUUUGAUGAAAGAGAAAAAACACACUUUGAUUGAACUUCUCUAUCACUUCUCAAUGGAAACCAAAGAAUCAAGGAUCUCCAAAUACGACAAGUACAAAAUUCUGUUCAUCUUUGAUGGUCUGGAUGAGUGCCGACUCCCCCUAGACUUCCAGAACAACAAGAUGUGUUGUGACGUCACAGAGUCAACCUCAGUGGAUGUUCUGCUGACAAAUCUCAUCAAGGGAAACCUGCUUCCCUCUGCUCUCCUCUGGAUAACUACCCGACCUGCAGCAGCCAAUAAGAUCCCUUCUGAGUGUGUUGACCAGGUGACAGAGGUACAAGGGUUCAAUGACCCACAGAAGGAGGAGUACUUCAGGAAGAGAUUCAGUGAUGAGGACCUGGCCAGCAGAAUCAUCUCACACAUAAAGACAUCAAGGAGCCUCCACAUCAUGUGCCACAUUCCAGUCUUCUGUUGGAUUUCUGCAACAGUCCUUGAACACAUGCUGAAACAUAAGAGAGAAGAGAUGCCCAAUACUCUGACUGAGAUGUACACACACCUUGUGGUGUUUCAUACCAUAAAGAAGAAUGAAAAGUAUCUUGGGAAAGAAGAGAGAGGUCCACACUGGAAUAAAGAGAGCAUUCUGUCACUGGGAAAACUGGCUUUUCAACAGCUUGUGAAUGGCAAUCUGAUUUUCUAUGAAGAAGACCUGAAAGAGGCUGGCAUUGAUGUCAAUGAAGCCUCAGUGUACUCAGGAUUGUGCACACAGAUUUUUAAAGAGGAAUGUGGGCUGUACCAGGACAAGGUGUACUGCUUCGUGCAUCUGAGCAUUCAGGAGUUUCUGGCUGCUGUAUAUGUGUUCCUCUCAUUCAGCAACAACAAUGAAAAUCUAAUGGCCGAACCUCAAACAACAUCCAGGAACGUUUAUGUGAGGAUCAGACAGAAAAUUAAAGUCACCGUCUACAAGAGUGCUGUGGAUGAAGCCUUACAAAGUGAGACGGGAAACCUGGACCUUUUCCUCCGCUUCCUUCUGGGCCUCUCACUGGAGUCCAAUCAGAAGCACUUACGAGGUCUACUGACAAAGACAAGAAGCAGCUCACAGAGCCAUGAAAAAACAGUCAAGUACAUCAAGGAGAAGAUCAGGGAGAAUCCCUCUCCAGAGAGGUGCAUCAAUCUGUUCCACUGUCUGAAUGAACUGAAUGACCAUUCUCUAGUGGAGGAGAUCCAAAGCUACCUGAGAUCAGGAAGUGUCUCCAGUGAUGAACUCUUACCUGCACAGUGGUCAGCUCUGGUCUUUGUGUUGCUGACUUCAGAAAAGGAGCUGGAUGUGUUUGACCUGAAGAAAUACUCCAGAUCAGAGGAAGGUCUUCUGAGGCUGCUGCCAGUGGUCAAAGUCUCCAGAGCUGCUCUGCUGACAGGCUGUGGGGUCACUGAGGAAGGCUGUGCUUCUCUGGCCUCUGCUCUGAGGUCAAACCCCUCACACCUGAAAGAGCUGGAUCUGAGUAACAAUGACCUGAAGGAUUCAGGAGUGAAGCUGCUCUCUGACGGACUGGGGAAUCCCCACUGUAAACUGGAGACUCUGAGGCUGUCAGGCUGUCUAGUCACAGAGGAAGGCUGUGCUUCUCUGGUCUUAGCUCUGAGGUCAAACCCCUCACAUCUGAGAGAGCUGGACCUGAGCUACAAUCACCCAGGAGACUCAGGAGUCAGACUGCUCUCUGCUGGACUGGAGGAUCCACACUGCAGACUGGAUAAACUCAAUGUGGAACAUUGUGGAGAGAACAGAAUGAAACCUGGCCUUAGAAAAUAUGUCUGUGAUCUCACACUGGACCCAAACACAGUAAACAGACUCCUCUCUCUGUCUGAGGACAACAGAAAGGUGACAUGUAGGAGACAGGAACGGCGGUAUCCUGAUCACCCAGAGAGAUUUGAGGACUGUGAACAGGUGCUGUGUAGCGAGGGUCUGACUGGGCGCUGUUACUGGGAGGUAGAGAGGAGUGGGGGAGGGGCUGUGAUGGGAGUGACAUAUAAAGGAAUCAAAAGGAGAGGAGGGGGCAUUGACUGUGGGAUUGGAUACAAUGACAAGUCCUGGAGUCUGGUCUGCUCUGACAACAGUUACAAGGCCUGUCACAAUAAUAAUCACACUACCAUAGACGUCCCGUCCUCCAGCUCCCACAGAGUAGGAGUGUAUCUGGACUGGCCAGCCGGCACUCUGUCCUUCUACAGAGCCUCCUCUGACACACUGACCCACCUGAACACAUUCUACACCACAUUCACUGAGCCCCUCUAUCCAGGGUUUAGGGUUUAUGAUGUUACCUCCUCAGUGUCCCUUUGUCAAGUGGUCACUGUGUCAAACACAACAUGAUGUUUCACUCUAAUCAUGUGUUUAAUGUUUGAUCACAAUAUGACAUUUAAAUACAUGGAGGAACACACCA